AUGGAAGGUGCCGAUCUUUAUCAAGUUCGUCACACUUUACAGGAAAACAAUUCUAGUAAUAUUUCGAUGUGGAGGGACAAUGGCAGCAUGGCGGCUGCUUUCUCAAAAUCUUUUCGAGAAAAGGAAACUGACGAUGAUGUAGAAGCGCUUAAAUGGGCUGCACUUGAGCGACUUCCUACUUACAGUCGUUUAAAGAAAGGUUUACUCAUGUCCACGGCGGAUGGCGGCGGUUGUGAGGUUGAUGUGAGUAAGCUUGAAGCUCGUGAAAGGAAGAAUCUGGUUGACAGAUUGGUGAGACACACUGAAGAAGAUAAUGAGAAGUUCUUGCUGAAGCUCAGGAACCGCUUGGAUAGGGUUGGAAUUGAAAUUCCCACACUUGAAGUCAGAUUUGAAAAUGUAAAUGUUGAUGCAGAAGCUCAUGUAGGAAGAAGAGCUUUGCCCACUUACUUCAACUUCUUCAUUAACAAUGCAGAGAGCUUCUUGAACUAUCUUCAUUUACUUCCCAGUAGAAAAAGGCAUCUGCGCAUUCUUGAGGAUGUCACUGGAAUCAUCAAACCUUGCAGAAUGACACUGCUUUUGGGUCCUCCAACUUCUGGAAAGACCACACUCUUGAUGGCAUUGGCUGGAAAGCUUGAUCCAGAUUUGAAGCUCUCAGGGAAGAUCACUUACAAUGGCCAUGAAAUGAAUGAGUUUGUGCCUCAAAGAAGUGCAGCAUAUAUUAGUCAACAUGAUCUUCAUAUUCCAGAAAUGACAGUGAGAGAAACCUUGUCCUUCUCUGCAAGAUGCCAAGGGGUUGGCUCUCGUUACGAGAUGUUAGCGGAGUUGGCUAGAAGGGAAAAAGUAGCAAACAUAAAGCCUGAUCCUGAUCUUGAUGUCUUCAUGAAGGCGGCAUCAACAGAAGGAAUGGAGACAAAUGUAGUCACAGAUUACAUUAUAAAGGUUUUAGGACUGGAAAUUUGUGCAGAUACAAUGGUUGGGGAUGAUAUGCUAAGAGGGAUUUCUGGUGGACAAAGGAAGCGACUCACCACUGGUGAGAUGCUUGUUGGACCAGCACAGGUAUUGCUCAUGGAUGAGAUAUCUACUGGUUUGGAUAGCUCAACAACUUUCCAAAUUGUGAAUUCACUCAAGCAAUAUGUUCACAUUCUCAAAGGAACUGCUCUCAUCUCUCUCCUGCAACCAGCACCAGAGACAUAUGAUCUUUUCGAUGACAUUAUUCUACUUUCAGAUGGCCAGAUUGUGUACCAGGGUCCCCGUGAACAAGUGCUAGAAUUUUUUGAAUCCAUGGGCUUCAAGUGCCCCGAGAGAAAGGGUGUGGCUGACUUCUUGCAAGAAGUAACAUCAAGGAAAGAUCAGCAACAGUAUUGGGCACGUAAUGAUGAGCCUUACAGUUUUGUCACAGUCAAGGAGUUUGCUGAGGCAUUUCAAUCAUUCCAUUUGGGAAAGAAACUGAAAACUGAGCUUGCAACUCCAUUUGACAAGAGCAAAAGCCACCCAUCAGUUUUAACAACCAAGAAAUAUGGUGUUAAAAAGAGAGAGCUACUGAAUGCUUGCUUCGCAAAAGAAAUAUUGUUGAUGAAAAGGAAUGCAUUUGUCCACAUCUUCAACCUCAUUCAGCUUAUAGUGAUGGCACUAAUUGGAUCAACAAUCUUCCUGCGGACAGAGAUGAUGUGCAGCAAUUUAAUUGAUGGAGGAAUUUAUAUGGGGGCUUUAUUCUUCGUUAUAGUUAUGAUUACGUUUAACGGAUUGGCAGAACUUGCCUUGACAAUUUUUAAGCUUCCUGUCUUCUACAAGCAAAAGGACCUACUAUUUUUUCCAGCAUGGGCAUAUGCUCUUCCUGUAUGGAUUCUCAAGAUUCCAGUCACAAUCAUAGAAGUUGGAGUUUGGGUAUUUAUCACUUAUUAUGUCAUGGGAUUCGAUCCUCAUAUUCAUAGGUUUUUCAAGCAGUACCUUGUGCUCUUUUUAACUAACCAAAUGGCCUCUGCAUUAUUUCGACUGACUGCGGCAUUGGCUAGAGACUUGAUUAUUGCUACCACAUUUGGAUCAUUUAUACUGCUAGUACUUUUUGCAAAUUCUGGCUUUGUUCUAUCAAGAGAUGAGGUAAAGAAAUGGUGGAUUUGGGGUUACUGGAUAUCACCUAUGAUGUAUGGACAGAAUGCAAUCGCGGUAAAUGAAUUUCUUGGGGAGAGCUGGAGUCAUAAGGUUUUUCCGAAUUCCGCGGAAACACUUGGAGUUGCAGUAUUAAAAUCCAAGGGCUUCUUCUCAGAUGCCUAUUGGUACUGGAUAGGAGUAGGUGCAUUGAUUGGCUUCACAUUACUAUUCAAUUUGGGAAAUAUAGUGGCUCUCACUUAUCUGAACGCACUUCAUAAACCUCAGGCUGUUAAAUCAGUUAACCAAAGCACUGAAGAUGAUGACAGAGACAAAAAAGCAACCCAUGCAGAAAAAGGAAAUGAUAUUGGUAGAAGAACCACCUUAGAGGAGUCAUUAUUCAUGAGGCCAGAAACUGCUGCUAUAAUCAUUCAUGAAAAGAGAAGAGGGAUGAUCCUUCCAUUUGAACAACGUUGCAUUACCUUUGAAAAUAUUACAUACUCAGUAGGCGUGCCAAAGGAAAUGAAAGAUCAAGGUCUCGCUGAUGAAAAAUUGGUGCUACUGAAAGGUGUGAGUGGUGCUUUCAGACCUGGUGUUCUAACAGCUUUAAUGGGGGUAAGUGGUGCUGGUAAAACCACUCUGAUGGAUGUGCUGGCUGGAAGGAAGACUGGUGGAUACAUAGAAGGGAACAUCACAAUUUCAGGGUAUCCGAAGAAGCAGGAAACAUUUGCUCGAAUCUCAGGAUACUGUGAGCAAAAUGACAUUCACUCUCCUCAUGUUACUGUCUAUGAAUCCUUGCUCUACUCAGCAUGGCUACGACUGCCCCCAGAAGUGAACUCUGAAGCUAGGAAGAUGUUCAUUGAUGAAAUCAUGGAGCUUAUUGAAUUAACCCCAUUGAAAGGAAAUCUAGUUGGGUUGCCUGGUGUGAAUGGUCUAUCAACUGAGCAGCGUAAGAGGUUAACCAUAGCGGUUGAGUUGGUAGCUAACCCCUCCAUUAUAUUCAUGGAUGAACCAACUUCAGGGCUAGAUGCAAGAGCUGCUGCAAUUGUCAUGAGAACUGUUAGGAACACAGUUGACACAGGAAGAACAGUUGUAUGCACCAUACAUCAGCCUAGCAUCGACUUAUUUGAAGGUUUUGAUGAGCUAUUCCUAUUGAAGCGAGGAGGGCAAGAGAUAUACGUGGGGCCAUUGGGUCACCGUUCAUGUCAUCUGGUCAAGUAUUUUCAGGGAAUAGAAGGAGUCAGUAAAAUUAAACCUGGUUACAAUCCAGCAGCCUGGAUGUUGGAUAUUACAUCUCCAGGACAUGAAGUGGCUUUGGGGAUUGAUUUUGCUGAUCUGUACAAGAAAUCAGACUUAUACAAGUAA
This is a messenger RNA of Pistacia vera, 3450 nucleotides long. Its product is annotated as pleiotropic drug resistance protein 1-like. Gene Ontology annotation, cellular component: membrane. The coding region runs from base 1 to 3450 and encodes 1149 amino acids. The record is from RefSeq and is a predicted model, not a curated record. Gene Ontology annotation, molecular function: ABC-type transporter activity; ATP hydrolysis activity; ATP binding. NCBI's taxonomy places the organism in Eukaryota, Viridiplantae, Streptophyta, Magnoliopsida, Sapindales, Anacardiaceae. The transcript is spliced from 20 exons.